Messenger RNA from Carlito syrichta (Philippine tarsier), 7665 nucleotides. RefSeq names its product pleckstrin homology domain containing A8 (gene PLEKHA8). Gene Ontology annotation, biological process: intermembrane lipid transfer; ceramide transport. Gene Ontology annotation, molecular function: ceramide 1-phosphate binding; ceramide 1-phosphate transfer activity. Gene Ontology annotation, cellular component: cytoplasm; membrane; cytosol. Bases 378 to 1937 code for a protein of 519 amino acids. NCBI's taxonomy places the organism in Eukaryota, Metazoa, Chordata, Mammalia, Primates, Tarsiidae. The record is from RefSeq and is a predicted model, not a curated record. The transcript is spliced from 14 exons.
CUGGGCAUGCGCCAGCGCGCCGGGGCUGGCGCGUCGGGGCCUCAGGUAGUGCGCGGUGGCGCCGCCGGCGACCGGCCGCUUCGCUCUCCGCACUGUGGAGGUUCCGGGGCGUCUGCUCGGGCCCUCUUGGUCCCGAGGCCUCCGUGUGAGCGGUGGGCCCCGCGGCCGGCCGGGCUCCUCGCGCCGAGGCCGCCGCCGUGACCCCGCCCCCGGGCCGAGGAUGUGAGGCGGGCCGGGCGUCCCCGCAGCGGGCCCGGGCGCCGCGAGUGGGCGUCUGGGCCGCGCCGGGCGAUGGCCCUGCUGCCCGUGCUCCUAGCCUCCCGGGGCCUGGGACAGUGAGGGCGCCGGCGGGCGGGGGCCCGGGGGUCGCGGGCGCCAUGGAGGGGGUGCUGUACAAGUGGACCAACUAUCUGAGCGGUUGGCAACCUCGGUGGUUCCUUCUCUGUGGGGGAAUAUUAUCCUAUUAUGAUUCUCCUGAAGAUGCCUGGAAAGGUUGUAAAGGGAGCAUCCAAAUGGCAGUCUGUGAAAUUCAAGUUCAUUCUGUAGAUAACACACGCAUGGACCUGAUAAUCCCUGGGGAACAGUAUUUCUACCUGAAGGCCAGAAGUGUGGCUGAGAGACAGCGGUGGCUGGUGGCCUUGGGGUCAGCCAAGGCUUGCCUGACAGAUAGUAGGACCCAAAAGGAGAAAGAGUUUGCAGAAAACACUGAAAACUUGAAAACCAAAAUGUCAGAACUUAGACUCUACUGUGACCUCCUUGUUCAGCAAGUAGAUAAAACAAAAGAAGUUACCACAACUGGUGCGUCCAAUUCUGAGGAAGGAAUUGAUGUGGGAACUCUGCUGAAAUCAACUUGCAAUACUUUCCUGAAGACCUUGGAAGAAUGUAUGCAAAUCGCAAAUGCAGCCUUCACUUCUGAGCUGCUCUACCGCACUCCCCCAGGAUCACCGCAGCUGGCCAUGCUCAAGUCAAGCAAGAUGAAACAUCCUAUUGUACCGAUUCAUAAUUCACUGGAAAGGCAAAUGGAGGUGAACAGUUGUGAAAAUGGAUCUUUAAAUAUGGAAAUAAAUGGAGAUGAAGAAAUUCUAAUAAAAAGCAAGAGCUCCUUGUAUUUGAAAUCUUCAGCGAUAAACUGCAGCAUAUCAAGUGAGGAAAAUACAGAUGAUAAUAUAACAGUCCAAGGUGAAAUAAUAAAGGAAGAUGGAAUGGAAAACCUGGGAAAUCAUGACAGCAACUUCACACAACCUGGGUCAGACUCAGGCUGCCCUCCAGAAUCCCACUGGGAAGAAGACAAAGAAGUUAUCCCAACUUUCUUUAGUACCAUGAACACCAGCUUUAGUGACAUUGAACUUCUGGAAGACAGUGGCAUUCCCACAGAAGCAUUCUUGGCAUCAUGUUAUGCUGUGGUUCCAGUAUUAGACAAACUUGGCCCUACAGUGUUUGCUCCUGUUAAGAUGGAUCUUGUUGGAAAUAUUAAGAAAGUAAACCAGAAGUAUAUAACCAACAAGGAAGAAUUUACCACCCUCCAGAAGAUAGUGCUGCAUGAAGUAGAGGCCGAGGUAGCCCAGGUUAGGAACUCAGCUACUGAAGCCCUCUUGUGGCUGAAGAGAGGUCUCAAAUUUUUAAAGGGAUUUUUGACAGAAGUGAAAAAUGGGGAAAAGGAUAUACAGACAGCUCUGAAUAACGCAUAUGGUAAAACAUUACGGCAGCACCACGGCUGGGUAGUUCGUGGGGUUUUUGCGCUAGCUCUAAGGGCAGCCCCAACCUAUGAAGAUUUUGUGGCCGCGUUAACCAUAAAGGAAGGUGACCACCAGAAAGAAGCUUUCAGUGCCGGGAUGCAGCGGGACCUCAGCCUUUACCUUCCUGCCAUGGAGAAGCAGCUGGCCAUACUGGACACUUUAUAUGAGGUCCACGGGCUGGAGUCUGAUGAGGUCGUAUGACGACUGCAGGACAGCGCCUCCUAACUUCAGGGAAUACCGUUUGCUAAAUGUUCUGUUGCCCUACUUUAUUUCCAGCAACAGCCUCAACCCACUCCAGCCCGUUCACUUGUGGGGAUGGACGGGAGGAGGCAAAACCCAGUGCUUUUAUAUAUCAUUUUUAAAAUGAAUAUGUGAUUUGUGUGUUUAAAAAUCAAGGUGCUAUAUAUUUCAGUUCAGCAGGCCUACUGGAAACCAAAUCAUAGCUGUUACAGACUUGAACGGCAAGUUGCAAGAGCAGAUUUGAAAAAUGAAUUUGCUGUUAUUUUGUAUUGUUUUUAUUUUAGUUUUAAUGAACCACCCAAACUCAAGCUGAAAAUGAACAAAUUCAUAGCCAGUGUUUCAACCAACCUAGAAUUAGACUAAACACCUGGAGAGAGUGUUUGCCCUUUUGUUGAAGCUAUGUAGAACAACCUAGCUGUUCCUAGGUGGUCUUCAAUGGCUCCUCCUCCUCUCUGGCUCUGCCGGUGAUAAAACCUGUAUAGCAAAGAAGCUCAGGGCAUCCUUGUGACUAUGCAUUUGUAGGAGGUGGAGAAGACAUGGACAGGAGUGCCAUAUUGGCAGCAGGAGGCUGUGGCUAUGAGGAUACAAGUGGUAUGCCCUAACCCCAAGUUUGAGGGGAGAACAGGGAGAAGCAGGACAGGUCGUUUGAGAUGACACCUAGCUAGGCCUACCCUUUGCCAGCAUGUUUCCUAUGCAUUGUCUCAAUUGAACAUCACAAGGAAACUGUAAAUUCAUAGGGAUCAUUACCCCACUUCAGAAGUAAUGUUUAGAGGUUGAGGGAUCUGUUUACAGUCACAUGUCCAAGUGUGAUCUGGGCUGCACCUUCAUCAAAGUCACAUAGAGUGCUUGUUCAAAGAGCAGAUCCUCAGGCUUUAUUCUGAUCUAAAGAACCAGAAUCUAGCGUGUGGGACUUGGGAAUCUGUACUUCGAUAAAUUUCCUUGUAAUUAUUUUGCACAUGGUACAAAAAAUUAAAUAGAGUAAGUUCUAGUUUACAGAAUUCCCAGUCUUCUAUAAGAACUACAUGAUACAUUCUUUUUUCAAAGACAAAGAGGCCAUCAUUUAAAUAAAAUAGCUAAAUGGAGAGUGAGGAGUAGAGCGAGUCUACUCAGCAUCAUUCUUAAUCGAGGUAGCACUGGCACCCAGCCAGUAGGCCUUGGCAUUGCAUUCAGGGGCGAUAGCUCUGAAUCUGCUUUCUGAUCAAUCUUGCUUUAAUCACCAAGAGUGCAGAGCAAGCUAAAUGCAGCUGUUUAUUAGUCUCAAAAGCUUUGGGAUGGUAUCAGGGUUUAAAGAUAGGACUUAAGUAUUUUAUAAAACAAUGUUGGGCGGGCAUUUUUCUGCACGGCGUGAUGCCGAAACCUUGGCCCUACUCUUGUCAGUAGACCAAGCUGCCUAGAGUAUGCAGAGGAGAGAGGCCAUGGGUACCUUGCCCAUUGGUGGCUCCUUCCUUCUAAGUAACAGGAAGGGAAGUUCCAGCAUGAGGUAGUUCCCCAGGGAAAAGAUGAGGUCCCAUGAGUAGCUCAGGUGAACUAAGCAGUUCUAGAUGAUGCUGUUCCUGCUACAGAUCUUUAGGGUAGAGAGAAUCUUCUCUUUAGGCAGAAAGGUUCAUGUAGAGAGGGGUAUUGAUUUUACCUUUUGUCUGUCUUUAAGCAGAUGGACAUUUAUUUAGCUCAAAUUAAUAAAGCAAGUAUUUUGCUCACAUAGGACUUCUAGAAAAUUGUUAAACUUAGAAAACCAACAUCACAUGUUUUAAGACUAGGGAGAAAAGUGUGCUAAAAUGAUGCUGAUUAUUUUAUAUUUUAGCACUUGCCAAGGUACACGUGUUAUUUUCCUCCCACUCCCAUGACUGCUUAGUGUGGAUCCCCUUCUCUGCUUCGUUUGAAUGUGAUGGCAGGACCAGGGGACACUGUAGACGCCUGCCCUUGCCAUAGCCUCCUAAAAGGGAAACAGAAAAAGCAACCAGUCUUUGUUUGCACUUUGAAUGAAGAUGCUUUAGUCAUUGUAAGCUAUAGAGGGGAUGCUGCAAGGAGACUGUGACUACUAUGAAGCAUGAUCAUUCUAAGCAACUGCUGGUGUGCUGCCUGUCACCUCAGGUGAACUCUUGUGGUCUCUUGAGAGGAGGUGGGCACUUUGAAAAUACCUCAGGUUUGCCGCCAAGGCUCUGAAUACACACAGAAGGAAAGCUGCUCAGCGUGGGCAUUUCACGUUUGUAAAGGUACUGCCUAGGUGUACAUGACUCAUUUUUCUGGGGAAAAGCGGUUUGGUAUUAUCUGGGAUCAUUGGGAACCCAGACCCGACAAAAUAGCUUGAAUAACUUGAAUAAGUUACAUUUUAAUCACUAUUUUCCCAGCUCUGUCAAAAGAGGGUAAUGUUUUUAGAUAAAUAUCUUCCUCACUGGAGCAUAUUAAGUUUGCCUAAGAGGUGUAAACUUUGCCUAAGAUGUAUAAAACUGAGGAUCCUUAAAUAAAAAUAACUAGAAAUUGAACCUAUUACUAAACAAUAAAUUCAACUUAACUUGAACCUUGGCGUAGUCAGAGCUUCCUCCUAGAUCUACAGUAUUUGCUUUUUCCUUUUAGUUAAAGUCAUAAUUUGUGCUGAUGUGCAGUUACUUUCCAAGAAGAGGGCAAUGAGAAAAGAUACUUAGCGCUUUAUCUCCAUAGCCCUCCCAGAUUUCUGGGACCCCUAAGCUUUCUUUCACUGUGACCAUAAGAGGGGAUGAGGAAACUCUAGUAUGUUUGUUGACAGAGUAAUCACCUUGUUCUCAUUGCCCAAAACAUUUCUAAGAUUCCUUUUCUAGCAUAACAUUUAGAGAUACCCUGAAGAAAAAGGACAUAUGUCUUCUAGGUGUUAGUAGACACGAAUAAGUAACAUUUGGCUAACCCUUCAUGAUACACUUCCGAAUACAGAAUUUCCUUGUUGCCUGCAUUUCUCCUCAUGGUAGAAGCCAGGCUUUACAACUUGUAGGGCUCAGUGUAUGUUUACUGAUCCAUACAAAAAAAAUUUCAAUGAAGCCAAGUCUUUUGCCCUUUGAAAGCAAAUCAGAUUCAUCCUGGUGAACAGUGUUAACUUGGAGGGAUACCUUUUGGGAGCAAAACCAACUUGUAACUCUGGGGAGGUGAUUUUCUCACCAGCUCUUGAUCCACUUCUGUAGGGUGUUCCAGAAGAGAAACUCUCAGAACAUUGAGCAUCUGGUACCAGGGCAUUGACUCUGAAGGUACAUUCCUGAGGAUAUGUAAGUAGUGGCUUGAGGAACCUUCAUAUCACUGUUUGCAUGUCUUUCUGAACAUAAAGCUUCUCCAGCAUCUAUUCAUGAUGAGCUUCUGAACUCCAUAGUUCAGCCUUGCUGCUUUUCUCUCUUCUCUGCUGCUGAGAAUUGCCAGCAGUGUCCCCAUCAGCACACCGGUCUAUCCCCCUUACAUCCGUCCCAUUCCUCAGUGUAGCUUCUAGCACAUAUGUAGAGCAUCUGGGACCAACCUAGCCUGAGGCUGGGUGCCCAGUCUGUGGGGAUUCUGUUCUCUCCCAGACUGCAAGCACUGCCUGAGGAGCCCCUGUUCCCCUUUAGCAGGAAAGCAGGUGAGCACCGUGGUGUGUGGCACCCAGGAAGGUGGUCUUUCAUUAGGGGAGUGCUGCUGGAAAAGUUUGCACUCUUCUCUUUUUGGCUACUAUUUCCAAAAGAUUGAUGCUUUCAACUUUAUAUUUUCAGAAAAGUAUUUUUAAUUAAGAAAAACAUAUGAUAGGGACCAAUAAAUAAAGUGUACUUUUCUGUCCUAAGUUUGAAAUGAGGAGAAGAGCUGAAGUAAGAGCUUUCUUUUUAAGGAAACUUACUGGUUUGAUAAUCAUAUGAAGAAAUAUCAGUGGAGUCAGAGGGCCAUGAGCAAUAGAAGAUGAUGUGAUUUGGGAACUUUCCAGAGGAAAACAAUUUUUUGUUAUUUCUUACUAAACUAUCAUGUCCUACAAUAACUUGUUUACGUAAUGGUGCAUUUCUGGAUCAUUGACUAAAACCAGUUGCUUCUGAUUUUAGUCAUAGGUUUUACAACUGUUCGGCUCCCCCACCCUCAUGUUUCAUUCUUUUUUUUUAAAAGAUAAACUGUCAACCUUUUUUAAAUGUAAAAAUUUUUAGGUGUAGAAUUUAUAAGUAAGAAAACAUAUUUUAAACCAUUAUUCUGUUAGUUGAGCUAAGGUGUUUGGUCUUACAGGGGCAUGACUUCAGAUGCUCUUUGUGGUCUUGUACUGUCUGUACACAGACUUCAGUAUGUGUGGUAAAUUUGUAUCCCUGUGACGUGUAUAUAGAAUGCUUUAUUUAGAAAUAUGUCCUACUUCUGUCUGUCCCUUUGUAAUCUGCAGUUGCUUACUCAGGGGUUUCAUAGUAAUGACAUAAUUCAUUAUCUGUCUAAUGGUAUUUUAAGACUGUUCAUCUAUUACAAGAUCAUAGGGGUUCUUUCAACAAUUCCGUAAACAUGCUGUUUACUAGACCUUCCUUGUAAAUGUUCCCAAUUCCUGUCCUGUCUCAGACAGUUGAUGGUCCCAUGUACAGUGACCAUUUGCAUGAUUCUCGUUGCAUUGCUGCAUUCGGGCACUCCAGGGCAUGAUUAAACCAUCACUGCAGUGCCUCUCCGGUACAGUUGACGCAUGCAUUGAUCUGUCUCCUUUGCUGUUUUUGUAAAACCUUUAAUUAAAAGGAAAAAUACACAUACCACUACUCUGCAAUGCAAAAAUUUUCAAAAUUCUUUGGUUAUCCUUAUUAAUCACUUCUCUUUCAGCGUGAACAAAUGUUUUCAGCUAAGCUAUGUGAGAACAUAAGAACAAUAUCCUACUUAUUUUAAAUAUUUCAUAUAUUUUAAAGCGUGGUCAGUAUUUCCUCCCUGUCCCUUACAGAUGGAAACCACCCUGGGAUGGUGGGCACCCUUGCCAGCUGAUCUCAACCACACAGAUGUCUGUGUAUGUAUGUUAUAGGUGUCUGUGGAAUCAGUGUUGAUAGGAAGGGUGAUCCAGAAGUCAGUCUUAUUAGCCUUCCCAGAAGGCUAAUGAGCCAGUUCUAUGGCACGUUUAAUGAAAGAUUCACAUGUGUCAUGAGAAUUUCACUAGAAUGUCAUUAAACAGCCCAACUACCUCAUGUGAAAUUGGCUGUGGACAAUCUGUGUCAGAUGAGAAGUGUGUUCAGAUAAACUUAAUCUGGUGAAUAGAAUUUAAAAAUUGAUGUCUGUAUAAAGAAAAAACAUGUUAGACCAGACGCCAAAGGCUAAAAUGUACAUAGAUUUCCUUGGAUUAAUUUUUAAGUCAAUGUUUAAUUCCACACCCAGUAUUCCUAUGAAUGUUUGUGGUUUCAUAGAUUCAUGCACUUUGAAUAUCUGUCACAUGCAGUCUCAUGUUACCUGUUCUUGUCCCUCUGCAUUUUGAGUGAGCAUCAUGAUGACAGUAGAAAGCAAGUUCAACUACAAAAGUGUAAAGUGGUUUGUUGACAUCUUAAUUUAAUGGACCUUUACUUAGGAUAUAAUGUGUUGGGGCCUUUUAGGACCAACCAAUGAAUGAGAACUUCAUGUUUAGGCUUGUAUUGUUUCUCUGUCCAGGUUCUUAUUCUGUAUCUUGUGGGGAGAGAGCAGGGGAGGGUUUUACUUUUUCUGCAAAAAUGUUUGAAAAUAUCUGUCAGAUUUUAUAUUCAUUAGUUAUAAUAAACUUAUUUUUAAAGUAUUU